CAGAUACGCAAUUGCGUUGGUCGUCCACUUUUCGUCAACACUAAUUUCCCGUCUCAAUUUUUGGCGUUUUUACGGUUGUAUGGCAUCCCAGAAACGCGUACACACCACAGCAGCUUCAAGACUGCGGCAAGAUUAUCUUCGUAUCCUGAAAGAUCCUGUGCCAUACAUCACAGCGCUGCCAUUGCCAUCAAAUAUCUUGGAAUGGCAUUAUGUGGUCCGAGGGCCAGAAAAUACACCGUACUCAGGUGGAUACUACCAUGGCAAGCUAGUUUUCCCAAAAGAUUUUCCUUUUAAACCACCAAGGAUAUUUAUGAUCACACCAAAUGGACGAUUUAAAGUGAAUACUAGAUUAUGUUUGUCAAUAAGCGACUUUCACCCUGACACAUGGAAUCCAGCUUGGUCAGUCUCAACCAUUUUGACAGGCUUAUUGAGUUUCAUGGUGGAAACAUCACCAACCCUGGGCAGCAUAGAUACCUCAGAAUUCCAGAAAAGGCAGUUCGCCCUAAGAAGUGGACCAUUUAACUUACAAGACAAAAUAUUUUGUGAACUUUUCCCUGAUAUGGUAGAGGAAAUACGAGAAAAAAUGAAAGAAAGAGGAGAAAUGAGAGAAGGGGAUGAAACUACAUCACAGAACAAUAGUAAUAGAGAGGGAGGAGUGGCUGGGGCUACACGGGAAGGACAAAACGGCCUCAUCAGUAGUACCCUGGUGAACAUUUGUGUUAUCAUUGGCUUUGCAGCCUUUGCAUAUACAGUCAAGUGUGUCAUAAAGGCAGUUGACAAUAGCUAGAGUGUACAAAACCUACUAAGGGAAUUGGACACAAUUUAGGGAAGGUUUGGCCAAUUUAUUGUAUUUUGGUGCCUUUUAAAUAAUAUUAGUCUCUAAAAAAGGAAAGUGCUUGAAGCGUUUUUCCUUUGUCAAGUAAGUUCUCAGACAAGCCGUCAAGAAAUGCUUUUCUGAAAAUUGCUCUGACAUUAGAUGCAGUUUAUCACUGUAAACAACAAUUUACAGUAUAGUAGUUUUAUAGAGGUAAGUGUUUGGGUUUCCUCUAUGAAAUCUGAACUUGUAAAAACUCAAGUACCGCAUCUUUAAAGAAGGAUGCUGAAAAAUAAUUGAAGGAAACUGACUGAUUUGGAUUUUUAUAGUUUUAAUUUUAGUAGUAGUGUCACUGUAUUUGAUAUCUUCAGCACCUUCAAUCACUUCUUGUACUUAAGGUUGAUCAAACUUUUUUGUAUUAUCAGUUAAGAGGAUUCUCUCAGUUUACUUUGAAAUUGAUUAAGGAAAUCGUUGAAGGAAAAAAUUUCUGGUGAAAAUUGCGGCCAUAGAUAUAUUUUUAGUCAAGUGUUUAUUUGUUCCCAAGAAUUAGUAAGCCCUAUAACUCCCCGAACUGAUUCAACACGUAACUUCUCCCUCUUUAAUAACCAUACAAUCUCCAGCUACAGUAAAAGUUAAACAGAAUACUCAAACUUAUCAGGUUGAAGUUGUUAUCUUGAUCCAACGCCAAAUUCUCGUGACUAAUUUAUAAAGAAAUGCAGGCAGCUAGAGGGGAGAAAUAACAAUCAGAUCUUGGGAGUUAAAGUGUUAAAAAGGUUUAAGGUAAUUGCUUAGUUUGGGCUCUGCGUGAAUUAUAUUUAAAAAGUGUGGCCAAUAGCAGUGUCGUUUACAAGCUUACCUUCGGAUUAUUUGGAAGAAACACAUUUUGUAGCCAAUCUUGGGAAAUUGUUGAGUGUUAUGAAUUAUUGCCAGUUGAAAAACGUGUUUUACUUGUACAGUAUUCAAAUUGUUUUGUGGCUACUGUACGUUUGAGGGGCAGCAGGGGGUUUUGCGAACGCCCCCGUUUCCCCCCCCCCUCCCCCGAACACCCCCCGUUAUCCGCGUCUUCGCCUUGAGAAAGAUAUCACUAGAGAUUUUACUGGAAAAGAAAUUUCGGAGGAUGAAGGAUAAUUUUUGAAAAUAAGAGAUAUUAGUCAAAGUUUAUUGUUAUUUGCGGAUUUUUAACGUUUUAAUUGUUUGGUCAAGUCAGCUAACGCGUUACCAGACUAAAGAAUAAUAGCUGCGACGAAGACGGUCUGCUUGUAGAUUGUAACGCACUUCUUCACCUAACGUCACUCCGUUAUGUGACAGGUUGCGUGACAUUCAGGCCAGGACUUUCGUUACGAGAAUUCAGUUUCUUGGCUUUCCACUUGGCUUUUGCCAAUUACAGAAUAUAUUUUCGUUCCUGUAAGUAAAUACGCUCGUGCCUGACUUGUGACCAGUUUGAUUUUUUUUCAAUGUACCCUUUUUCUUAUUUCGUUUACAACGGCGAAGCAAUUGAAAAGGAACGAACUGAUCCAACUUUCACCUUGUUAAUAAACUGAUUAGCUUCAUUGAUUUCUUUAUAUUAUAUACUUGAGGUCGUCAGUAAAUAGAAAAAAAACUGUAUUGACAAUGUAAGUAAUGAAGGUUAUAAUAAAUGGAAAAGACUA
Messenger RNA from Stylophora pistillata, 2463 nucleotides. RefSeq names its product ubiquitin-conjugating enzyme E2 J2. The record is from RefSeq and is a predicted model, not a curated record. Lineage: Eukaryota; Metazoa; Cnidaria; Anthozoa; Scleractinia; Pocilloporidae.